CUGUUUUAGAGUACUAAUAUAAAUACUUGAUGUAUUAGUUUCUUGUUUAGUCAGUUAGUUUUACAAUAAACUCAAAAAGAACUCUCUGGAAGUUUUCUCAGGAAGUUUUUUGCUUUUCUGAUUUCUUUCUUUCUUGAAUUUUCUCUUGCACUUUCUUUCUUUUUCUUGCUGCUUUUUCUUCCUUUUCAUGGUAUCAGAGCCAAGCUUCAUGGCUACUCAAAAAUAUGCGUUGGUUGUUGUUUCACCUUUCUCAAGCAAUGUUAUGAAACUUGAGGAAGAUAAUUUUGUUUUGUGGAGGUCACAAAUUCUUCCUACUCUCAAAGGACACGAUCUGGAAAAAUUCAUUGUAAUCCGAAGAACAGCGUCAGGAAAAGUUUCAGUUCUUGCAGAUGAUAGAUCUAGCAGUGUUGCUGAUGUUGACGAAGAACUUGACUAUUGGGUGAAACAGGAUCAAUUGCUAUUAGGAUGGAUUCGAGCUACAAUUUCACGGGAAGUUCUACGGCAUCUGGUUGGGUUACAAACAACAGUUGAUGUUUGGCAGACUCUUGAAUCUAGGUAUGCAUCUCACUCUAGAUCUCAAAUUUUACGUCUUCGAACACAGUUGCAAUCCACCAAAAAAGGAGGUUUAAGCAUUAAUGAAUAUUGGCUCAAAAUGAAGAUAAUUGCUGAUGAUCUUGAGGCUGCUGGUGAAUUUGUGCAUGAGACAGAUUUUGCGUAUUAUAUUCUUGGUGGUUUAGGACCUGAGUUUGAUCCUGUCUCUGAAAAUCUUAAUUCUCGGCUACACUCAAUCGGCUUGACAGAGGUUCGAUCUCGGUUACUUGCGUAUGAAAGCAAGUUGGAAGACUAUAAUUCUGCUCUUUCUAUGAAUCUUGGUCAUUCUCAUUCAGCAAAUAUGAUAAGUUCAGUUUCUCAUACUGAUUUGAAUUCUGUAAACUUGGUUCAACCUCCAACUCAUGGGCAUGUUGAGACCUCUGGACGUAAUUUUCAGUUUUCUGGUUCCAAUAGCAAUGUUGGUCGUGGUUUCUCUCCACGAGCUCGGUUUGACAGAGGAUUUGUUGGCAACUACAAUUAUCGAAAUGAGAAUUACAAUACUCGAGGUCGAGGUUUCUUUGGUCAUGGCAGGGGUACUAAUCGACCAAUUUGUCAAGUCUGUAAAAUGGUUGGACAUACUGGUGAUGUUUGUUAUUAUAGGUAUGCUCAACCAUUUCAGCAGAGUGUUCUACAGCCAAGCUUUACUGUUGGCAGUGCUAAUCCUAGGACUUUCUUUACUGGAGUUCCACACACUCUACCACACACUCUACAAUUUUAAUUACAAUAUGAGAUCGCCAGUUAUGCCUGAAUCAACUAUUGGGAUGGUUGCUCCAAAUUUGCAGUCAUAUGGUUCCAUGUCUGGUUUGUCUAAUCUUUUUUCUUAUGGUGUCUCAACACCACUUGGUAGUUCUAACAACAUCUCUGGUCAAGUGCCACAACAGUCUACUGGUUUUUGUGUUCAUAAUGGUGUACCUCAUUUCGGUGCACCUCUUUCUGCUUCAUUUGGCAUGAAUUCUGCUGGUUCUCCUUUCAUGCCUCCAAUGUCAGCUUCCAUUGGAUCAAAUGUUGUUGGUCAUUCUUCAGUGCCUCAAAUGUCAGCUAAUAUGAGUAAUUUGUCUCUUUCUCCACAUUCUAGUGCUAAUGUUGUGUCUGCAACAGUUGACCCAAACCCUUCCUGGUUCUUAGACAGUGGAGCUACUAAUCAUGUAGCUGCAGAUGGUGAUAGCUUGCUUGAACAUAUUGAGUUUCAAGGAAACAACAAACUUACUGUUGGCAAUGGGCAGAAUGUGGAUAUUACUCAUAUUGGACAAGUUAGGCAGAACUCAACUUAGAGGAGUAUUGGAAGAUGGAUUGUACAAAUUGCAAGCUCCUGUUCUUAAAAGACAAAGACUACAUCCAAAUAAGGUGUUCACCAGUUCUUAUGCUGCUGAUUUUGGUUCAGAUCGUGACAAGGGUCCCUAUUUCUCAAAUUGUGCUACCAAAUCUGCUGCUGGUGUUUCUGGUGUUGUUGGUGAAUCGUUUUGCUUUCCUUUAGCAUGUACUACUUCUUCACAUUGUACUACUUCCUCUCAAAGUUUACCAGAUGUAAGAAGUGACAGUUGUCGUAGAAUCAAUGUCUCAGAGUUUGCAUUGUUUCAUAAUAGACUUGGACAUCCAAAUACUAAAGUUACAUUGGAAGUCCUCAAAAGUUGUAAUAAGAAAUUUCUUAAUAAAGAUGAGUUCUUUUGUGAUGCCUGCCAACUUGGUAAAAAUCAUUUGAUCAAUUUUCCUGUCUAUACUUCUAGAGCAUCAGCACCUUUGGAAAUCAUUUAUACAGAUUUAUGGGACCUGCUUCAGUUAGUUCCAAGGAAGGAUACAAGUAUUACAUACAGUUCUUAGAUGAUUACUCAAGAUAUGUUUGGAUAUAUCCUUUAAAAACCAAGUCAGAAGCUCUGGCAAUUUUUUCAAGUUUUCAUGUUAUGGUUGAAAGGCAGUUUGAUAAAAAAAUCAAAGUUCUUCAAGCUGAUUGGGGAGGUGAAUUCAGAUCCUUUCUUCCUUAUCUCUCAAAGUUUGGUAUUGUCUUUAGGCAUCCUUGUCCUUAUAUUCACACACAAAAUGGAAAAGUGGAAAGGAAGCAUAGACAUCUUGUUGAAUUGGGAUUGUGUCUCUUGGCUCAAGCUCACAUGUCGCUAGUUUAUUGGUGGGAAGCCUUUCAUUGUGCUUCUUUCUUGAUCAAUCGGCUACCAACUCAGGUUCUUAAUCAACUUUCUCCCUAUGAGAUGUUGUUUCAUAAAAAACCUGAUUACGCUUUUCUUAAAGUUUUUGGGUGUGCUUGUUUUCCGUAUUUGAGACCUUAUAACAAGGUUAAGCUGAAUUUUCAUACAACCAAGUGUGUCUUUUUGGGAUAUAGCCCUGAUCAUAAGGGUUAUCGUUGCUUACAUCCAUCGGGAAGGGUUUAUAUUACAAAUAGUGCUAUUUUUCAUGAAACUGCGUUUCCUUUUAUGACUGGUUUUUCUUCAAGUUCUGCUAAGAAGGAUGAACUUUCCUCUUCUUGUUCAUCUUCUGAUGCACCUUUGUUUGUCCUGCAUAAAAAUGUCUCCUCUACUCCUUUGACUGACUCCACCCCAGAUAUCUCUUCUCUUCCUAAUAACAAUUUACCAAGUUCUUUUUCUCAAAAUACUUCAUUUACUGAAUCAAUUUCUUCUCUGGCAAAUAAUUCUCCUUUACCUAAUGUUUCUGCUCUUGUUCCUCCAGCUAAUUUGUCUCCACAUAAUUGUUCUCCUCAGUAUGAUACUUCCACUUCUGCUCCUAAUACUUCAAAUUCAUCUUCUAGUCUUCAAUCUCCUAUUAGGCUAAAUACUUCUUCUAUUAUUCCUCAACCAGUUUUGUCCAGUUCAAGAACAGUGUUGAAACCCAAUACUCAAUCAGUUCAUCCUAUGAUAACUAGAUCAAAGAAUGGUAUUUUCAAACCCAAUACUUCAAAAAUUCUUUUAACUACUAAACAUCCUUUACCUCCUACUUCUCUUAGUCAAAUGGUUGUCCCAAGAACAGUCAAAGCAGCUCUUCUUGAUCCUCAAUGGAAAUCUGCUAUGGAACUUGAAUAUUCUGCUUUGAUGAAAAAUAACACUUGGCAACUAGUUCCUUGCACUUCUGAUAUGAAUAUUGUUGGCAAUAAAUGGGUUUUUAGAGUAAAGUAUAAUGCACAUGGUACUAUUCAAAGGUGUAAAGCUAGAUUAGUUGCUAAGGGUUUUCUACAAACACCAGGGUUGGACUAUUUUUAAACCUUUAGUCCAGUUAUUAAACCUGCUACAAUUCGGUUGAUCUUAACAGUAGCUAUUUCUAAAAAUUGGGUGGUACAGCAGUUGGACUUUAAUAAUGCAUUUUUGAAUGGAGAUCUCAAUGAAACAGUGUAUAUGUCACAACCUGAGGGUUUUGUUUCUUCAACACAUCUAGCGUAUGUUUGCAAGCUGCAAAAGGCUUUAUAUGGUUUGAGACAAGCUCCACGAGCUUGGUUUGAUAAACUCAAACAAGCUUUGCUUCACAAAGGAUUCAAGAACUCACAAGCUGAUACAUCCUUGUUCAUGUAUAAUUUUGGUACAACCUGUGCUAUGAUAUUGGUGUAUGUUGAUGAUAUCAUAAUCACAGGUAACAAUGCUAUUUUUGUUAAUCAGCUUAUUGGCGAUUUGAACCAACAAUUUUCUCUUAAGGAUCUUGGUGAUUUACACUUCUUUCUUGGAAUUGAAGUUCAUAGAUCUGAAGGUGUUAUGCAUCUAACUCAGAGUAAAUAUAUUAGAGAUCUGUUGCAGAAAAGCAAAAUGGAUGGUGCUAAAGAAGUUUCUUCUCCUAUGUUAACUGGCAGACAUCUAUCCCUAUAUGAUGGUGACAUGUUUGAUAAUCCUGAGCUAUAUAGAAGCACCGUUGGAGCACUUCAGUAUCUCACAAUAACUAGACCAGAAAUCUCCUUUUCAGUUAACAAAUUAAGUCAGUUUCUUCAUGCUCCUACCACAGAUCAUUGGGAGACUUGCAAGAGAUUACUGAGAUAUCUAAAAGGUACAAUUCAAUAUGGUCUUCAACUACAAGCCUCAAACCAAUUAGUUCUCCAUGCUUUUGUAGAUUCAGACUGGGCUAGUAAUCCCGAUGAUAGAAAAUCUACAAGUGGUUAUUGUAUUUUUCUGGGGGCAAGCUUAAUUUCGUGGAGCUCUAAAAAGCAACAUGUGGUUGCAAGGUCCAGUACAGAAGCUGAGUACAGAGCUUUGGCACAUGUCACAGUUGAGUUGUGUUGGUUGAGGAACCUUAGUCAAGAACUGCAGUUUUUGUUUGACAAACCAAUAAUAUGGAGUGAUAAUAUUGGUGCAGCACUAUUAGCUUCUAAUCCUGUACAUCAUGCCCGAGUCAAGCACAUUGAGAUUGAUUUGCACUUUGUUAGAGACAAAGUUUUAGAUAAAGAGCUUGAGAUUCGUUAUGUGCCUUCAAAGGAGCAGAUUGCUGAUAUUUUUACUAAAUCAUUGGGUACUUCACGUUUUUUAUUUCUGAGGAACAAAUUAAGAGUGAGUGAAGUUCCUGUAGUUAUGAAAUCUGCAUUGUUAUAGUAUUUGAUGUUGAUUAAAAGGUGUCUUCAACUUGAAAAGAAAGCAUUAUGGGGUGCUGCCAAGUUUUUUUUUUUAGUGGAUGAAAGGAAGUAUUGUCGUGAAGUACUGUCAAGUUCAGUUCUGGAAGCAUUGUGGAAUACUGUCAAGUUUAGUUCUGGAAGCAUUGUGGAAUACUGUCAAGUUCAGGUCUUUUUCAUUAAGAUGAAAGGUGUCUUUAACUUGAAAGGGGGCGUAUUGUGGAAUGGUACCAGCUCAGCAUAGCUUUAGCACAGCCUUGGUGCCAGAUUAUCACACCAGUUAGUUAAAUGUCAUGUGACCCACCAUGUGCUUGUAUUUUUUAGUUAUAAGUUUGUUGUUUCUGUUUUAGAGUACUAAUAUAAAUACUUGAUGUAUUAGUUUCUUGUUUAGUCAGUUAGUUUUACAAUAAACUCAAAAAAAACUCUCUGGAAGUUUUCUCAGGAAGUUUUUUGCUUUUCUGAUUUCUUUCUUU
This is a messenger RNA of Ziziphus jujuba (common jujube), 5589 nucleotides long. RefSeq names its product retrovirus-related Pol polyprotein from transposon RE1. Gene Ontology annotation, biological process: DNA integration. The transcript has 2 exons. The record is from RefSeq and is a predicted model, not a curated record. NCBI's taxonomy places the organism in Eukaryota, Viridiplantae, Streptophyta, Magnoliopsida, Rosales, Rhamnaceae. Bases 3924 to 5099 code for a protein of 391 amino acids. Gene Ontology annotation, molecular function: nucleic acid binding.